Molecule: messenger RNA, 2612 nt
Organism: Theobroma umbraticum
Lineage: Eukaryota; Viridiplantae; Streptophyta; Magnoliopsida; Malvales; Malvaceae
Gene: ATCSLA09
Product: Nucleotide-diphospho-sugar transferases superfamily protein
Cellular component (GO): Golgi apparatus
Molecular function (GO): mannan synthase activity
Source: RefSeq, a predicted model, not a curated record
GAGAGAGCUUAUAUAAGACAUUGUUCUCUCUCUCAUUUUCUAUUGCUCUAAUUUUUUCUUGUUUUUUCAAGUGCUCUGCUUCUGUUUUUCUUCAGAAUAACAGAAGCCGAAAAAAAAAAAAAGUAGUUAAAAGCAGGAUUUUCAUUUUUCUUUGUUAGGGUAAUGUACAUUUCUGAGCUGUUUAGAUUAAGGAAGUACAGGGAGUUUUAAGCUUGUGGGUUGCUGCAAAAUAGUGGGGGGUGUUUGAGCCAGUGACUGGCAUUUUUCCAGCUUGCUCUACCUCCAUUGUUUUGCGUGAACCAGAAGCAAAUUCACAAAGAAAGAAAAAUAAAGAAAGAAACAAAAGAAGGGAAAUAUUCCAUCUCCUUUGUUGAAGAAUGUCCUUUAUUAUUUAAGCAGAUCUACUGGGUUGUUUUCAAGACCUGUGUAAAAUCAUCUUUCACUCUUGUUCUUAGCUUCCCAUUUGGUCCUCCCCUGUUUUUGCUCUGUUUAUUGUUUUCUUCUUUUAACUUGAAAAAGCUAGGAAAUGGAUCGGCUUUCUUCGACAACCAUUCUUCCUGACACAUUCCAGGGAACGAGAGAUGAUUUCUCCAUGCAAAUGGCAUUGAUUUGGGGUCAGAUCAAAGCGCCAUUGAUCGUACCAUUAUUGAGACUUGCGGUUAUCGUUUGUUUGAUCAUGUCUUUGAUGCUUUUCAUUGAGAGGGUUUACAUGGGCAUAGUCAUUAUGUUGGUCAAGCUCUUCGGUAGAAAACCAGAGAGAAGAUACAAAUGGGAACCCAUGAAAGAUGAUGUUGAGUUGGGAAACUCAGCUUAUCCCAUGGUUCUGGUUCAAAUUCCAAUGUACAAUGAAAGAGAGGUUUAUCAACUUUCAAUUGGGGCAGCAUGUGGCCUCUCAUGGCCUUCUGAUCGGAUCAUUAUUCAAGUCCUUGAUGAUUCAACUGACCCGACGAUUAAGGACUUGGUGGAGUUAGAGUGCCAAAGAUGGGCAAGCAAAGGCAUCAACAUCAAAUACGAGAUAAGAGACAAUAGAAAUGGCUACAAAGCAGGCGCUCUGAAAGAAGGCAUGAAACGCAGCUACGUGAAACAUUGUGAUUACGUAGUCAUUUUCGACGCUGAUUUCCAGCCAGAACCUGAUUUCCUUUGGCGUACCAUUCCUUUCCUUGUUCACAACCCGGAAUUAGCUUUGGUUCAAGCCCGUUGGAAAUUCGUGAAUGCUGAUGAGUGCUUGAUGACAAGAAUGCAAGAAAUGUCACUAGAUUACCACUUCACUGUGGAACAAGAAGUGGGGUCUUCCACUUAUGCCUUCUUCGGCUUCAACGGAACUGCUGGAGUGUGGAGAAUUGCUGCUUUGAAUGAGGCAGGAGGAUGGAAGGAUAGAACCACAGUGGAGGAUAUGGACUUGGCAGUCCGAGCUAGUCUAAAAGGCUGGAAAUUCCUUUACCUGGGAAGCCUAAAGGUGAAAAAUGAAUUGCCUAGUACAUUGAAGGCUUAUCGCUAUCAACAGCACCGUUGGUCUUGUGGUCCUGCCAACCUUUUCAGGAAAAUGGUGAUGGAGAUUAUUACAAACAAGAAAGUGUCCUCAUGGAAGAAGGUACAUGUAAUCUACAGCUUCUUCGUGGUCAGAAAGCUUGUUGCCCACAUUGUUACAUUCAUAUUUUACUGCGUUGUAUUACCUGCAACUGUUCUGGUACCUGAAGUUGAGGUUCCAAAGUGGGGAGCUGUUUAUAUUCCUUCUAUCAUUACCAUUCUCAACGCAGUUGGAACUCCAAGAUCGCUUCACUUAUUGGUCUUUUGGAUCCUCUUUGAAAAUGUCAUGUCAUUGCAUCGGACCAAGGCUACCUUUAUUGGCCUGCUAGAGGCUGGUAGAGUAAAUGAAUGGAUUGUCACUGAGAAACUGGGAGAUGCUCUCAAGGCUAGAGCAGGCACAAAGGGACCCAGAAAACCUCGUUUCAGGUUUGGAGAAAGACUCCACUUGUUAGAGCUUUGUGUCGGAGCUUACCUCUUCUUCUGUGGCUGCUAUGAUGUUGUGUUCGGGAAAAACCACUACUUCAUAUAUCUUUUUGCCCAAGCAAUUGCCUUCUUCAUCAUGGGAUUUGGUUAUGUUGGCACCAUUGUCCCCAACUCUUAGUGCGAUUCCUGAAGUAGUCGUUGGUGUAAUUCUUUUGGCUACUAAGUAAUCGCCCUCAGCAGGUCUUUCUCUCCUUCAGCAACAGAGUAUGUGGCGUUUAUAGGGACAUUUUCUUGCAAUUUAGUUUUGUAUAAAAAGACGGGGAUAAAAAACACGGUUAUUCUUUCAGGUUGAGUAUAAGAAUUCGAGUAUGUUACUCGAAACAAGUUAGUCCUCUUGUGAAUAUCCAAGAAAUUAUGGAAAAUACAUAGCAAAUGUUGUAAUGGCAAUGCGUCAUACAGAGAAGAUAAGGGGCAAAUGAAUGCAGUUUCUGGGUUUAGACACCAGAUAGAUAUGGGGAAGAUUUUGGAGUGAAUUGUUUGCAAUUGUGAUCUUUUCUUUCUUUCUUGAAGCUCUUCUUUUCCUCCUCUUUCCGAUUCUGUUGUGGUUGGGAUUUGUUUGAGAAGGAAUAAAAUAAUUGGAAAAGGGUAAUUUACGAAGUUGA